This is a messenger RNA of Tetrapisispora phaffii CBS 4417, 969 nucleotides long. RefSeq names its product Ant1p (gene ANT1). Gene Ontology annotation, biological process: peroxisome organization; ADP transport; fatty acid beta-oxidation. Gene Ontology annotation, cellular component: peroxisomal membrane. NCBI's taxonomy places the organism in Eukaryota, Fungi, Ascomycota, Saccharomycetes, Saccharomycetales, Saccharomycetaceae. The transcript has a single exon. Bases 1 to 969 code for a protein of 322 amino acids. The record is from RefSeq and is a predicted model, not a curated record. Gene Ontology annotation, molecular function: ADP transmembrane transporter activity; ATP transmembrane transporter activity.
AUGGAGUCAUUUGAAAAUGCUUUAGUUGGUGCUGUUUCUUCUGCUUUGGCAAAUAUAACCGUUUAUCCACUGGACUUGACAAAGACUGUUAUUCAGUCGCAAAUUAAAUUUCAGAAGACCGAGGAAAAGAAAUCGGAACAGGGAGAGGAGGACGUCAAGUCUGAGAAUGAGGUCUAUACGGGCACUCUAGAUUGUUUAAGGAGGAUAUAUAUGGAAAAAGGUAUAGCUGGAUUAUACCAAGGCAUGUCUGCAUCCAUUGUAAAUAGUUUUGCGCAGACGUUCUUCUAUUUUUUCUGUUACAAUGUAAUCAAAAGCAGGUAUAGUAAGCUGAGAUUUUUAUUGAAAUUGACGAAAAAGAAACGGUUCAGUUCGAUCGAGGAGUUAUCACUAGGGAUAGUUGCUGCAAUUUUAUGUCAAGUAUUCACUACUCCAAUUGCUGUUAUUUCAACAAGACAGCAGACCACUGGGAAUACAGAGGAUGCAAAGUUGGAAAAUAUCAUCAAGGAUAUAAUAAAGGAGAAUAAUGGAGAACUUCAUGGUUUUUGGAAAGGGUUAAAAGUUUCAAUGGCUUUGUCAGUGAACCCAUCGAUUACAUAUACCGCCUUUGGUAAGCUCAAUGAACUUUUGAUUGCUGCAAGAAGAGCAACAUCAAAGGAUGGAAACAAAAUCAAUGCCAAUAUUUCAGCACUCAGUAACUUUUUCUUAGGAAUGCUGUCCAAAAUGAUUUCAACAGUUAUAACUCAACCUCUGAUUGUGUCCAAGGCCUCAUUACAGAGUGCUAAUUCUAAAUUCUCAAACUUUCAAGAUGUAUUGACCUACUUGUAUACUUCUGAGGGUUUACUAUCUUUAUGGAAAGGCUUAGGUCCCCAAUUGGCCAAGGGUGUUAUCGUCCAGGGCCUCUUAUUUAUGUACAAGGGAGAAAUUACAAAAUGCAUAAGGCAUUUAUCCAAUGUGCAGAAAAAGAAUUAA